Molecule: messenger RNA, 796 nt
Organism: Symphalangus syndactylus (siamang)
Lineage: Eukaryota; Metazoa; Chordata; Mammalia; Primates; Hylobatidae
Gene: PLAAT2
Product: phospholipase A and acyltransferase 2
Biological process (GO): N-acylphosphatidylethanolamine metabolic process
Cellular component (GO): cytoplasm
Molecular function (GO): A2-type glycerophospholipase activity; glycerophospholipid phospholipase A1 activity
Source: RefSeq, a predicted model, not a curated record
CUACAUUCUGAAAUAGUUGUAUAUGGGCUGGGUCACAGGGAAAGUGAAACUCAGAGCUAAUUUAAGGCUGGACACAGAGUCAGCAACACACAAGACAUCAUCUUGAAGGAAGGAUGGCUUUGGCCGGACCAAGACUGAGACUUGGAGACCUGAUUGAGAUUUCUCGCUUUGGCUAUGAACACUGGGCCAUCUACGUGGGAGAUGGCUAUGUGGUCCAUCUGGCUCCCACAAGUGAAAUUGCUGGAGCUGGUGCGGCCAGUGUCCUGUCUGCCCUGACCAACAAAGCCAUAGUGAAGAAGGAACUGCUGUCUGUGGUGGCUGGAAGAGACAACUACAGGGUCAAUAACAAACACGAUAGCAGAUACACACCACUGCCUUCCAACAAAAUCGUCAAGCGGGCAGAGGAGUUGGUGGGGCAGGAGUUGCCUUAUUCGCUGACCAGUGACAACUGCGAGCACUUCGUGAACCAUCUGCGCUAUGGCGUCUCCCGCAGUGACCAGGUCACUGGUGCAGUCACGACAGUAGGUGUGGCAGCAGGCCUGCUGGCUGCCGCAGGCCUUGUGGGGAUCGUGCUGGCCAGAAGCAAGCGGGAAAGGCAAUAAAUCCAAGAAGUUGUCCCAACAACAACCAAUUCUUACGGAGGAAUAUUAUUUAGCCAGCAGGAGUGGAGUUUGGUUUACUGAUUUUACUGUUUUGUGUUCAUGAAUCUUUAUUUUAAUGGAGUUAAAAGCAUAGGAAAACGUAUUUGGAAAUGCAGCUUAGUAUGAAUUCCAUUAAAGACACAAUUGGGCUCUGC